AUGGCUAGCAAAAAUAAGAACACAGCUAGGAAGCGAUCUUGCGGCGCAUAUUCACCAGCAACGGUGGAGAGCAGUACGAAGCAGAUAGGAAAUGCCACAGGAAGUAUUAACUCGUCGCUACCCUCUCUCGCGGAACCUCGCACGCCGUCAAGAAAAACCAAGGUUGCGAAAAGGGUCCGGUUUUCGGACCCCGGCCCUCCCGUUGAGUCUCUAUCUAGUUAUCUAGAUAAAGAUUUGUCAACCGGCUUAACCCCAGCAAUUAAGCGGACGAGAAUUGAUUCAGAGGAUUCCCCAUCCUCUAAAGAAACUAACGCCAAAAGAGCGCGUCGUCGUCGCUCAGAGCCUACUCCGCGAACCGACAGUGAUGGGGUAAAAUAUGAGUGCCCAGAGCUGCCAUCUGAGACGCAAACUUUCCAGUUUUUGUCGUGUAGUGCAAUUCUUGAUCCCAGGGCUAGACGACGCAUUGCGCGGUUUGGACUAAGUGAAGAGAUGAAUUGCAUUAUUGAAAGGAAGAGGGAAAAGGAGAAAGAGGAAAAGGCUAAAGAAGAAGAACUGAUGAACCUCCGCCGAGAAUUAAGCGCCUUAAGAGAUGUGAAAACCGAAGCUCAAGACGACCGUAUACCCCGUACCCCGGAAAGAAUUAAAGAGCUUUCUAUGGCGAGACAAAGGAUUGAGGAAUUAGAGGCGCUGUUGAGGACGUAUGAGGGUUCGUCACAUGCAGAGACUGAAUGGAUGUCCCAAACUGCAAACGAGGAUCACGAGAUGAUAUUUAUUGGAGACGACAUUACCAUUAUGGACAACGAGAUGCUCACCACUUCAUCCAGCCCCAUUCCCUCCCGCGUUUCUUCGAGUCAUUUACUCACUUCAGACGCGUCAACACAGGUUGCUCUUCAAGACCAGGAGCAGCAAGCGGAGAACAACUCGCUAAAUGCUCAACUCCGUAAUAUGAGACAGGAAAAACGCGCCCUUUUCAAAGAAUGGCGCGCAAUUGUUGGCUCCAAUGAAGUAGGUACUCGCGACCGAAAUCCUAUUGACAGCUCUCUAUAUAGUCCAGCUUCGCCUCCACCAAACUUUUUAUCGCAAAUCGCCACUACCUUACGCAAAGCCGUAUCUCGAGAAUCUCGAGCUCUCAAAACGCUCGAAACCGUGGCGAAAGACCUCUCUGGCCAUGGAUUUAAUGGUACUAGUGCCUCGGAAAUACUCUCGGAUAUGGGCGCCCGAUUUCGUCAAGCCAGACUCGAACUCGAGCGAGCCGUGCCUGUCCGGGAUCUUGCGUCAACCCGUGAACAGGUUUCUGGUUGUGAAAAUCGGGAAGUAGCGUUACGAAACCAGUUCAACAUGACUUUACAUCGCUUGGAGCAGACAGGUAAAAAGAACAAAAGCCUUGAAGAAGCCAGCGACUCCAUGGCAGCGGACCUGAUGCAUGUUCGGAUGAAAACGCAAAAAUUAGAGCAAGAUAUAGAGAUCUUGGAAACUGACAAAACCCGCCUAAACAACGCCAUUGAAAGAUAUAGAGUCGAUCUCAAGAUCCUGGAAGAGCUCAAUAUGAAACUAGAAGAUGACACUCUCAGUUCCAUGGAAAAGGCUUCUAGUCUCAGAAGAGCGAACUCGGCCUUAGACGGUCAGAACGAGCUGUACAAGCAAAGGAUCAUAGAUCUUGAACAAAGUGAGCUUGAUCAGCGAGCCAUCAGGGAAGAGAUGCAGCGGCUACUGGACCAACGCACAACGGAGUUAACGGCCCUCGAAUCGAAAAUUGAACAACUUAAAUCCGAACAUCAUGAAGCGAUCGUUUCCCAAUCAUGCAGUCAUGAGAAACAAAUGGGCGCAAUAAACGUUCGUGUUUCGUUGCUUACCAACGCGUUGAAUGAAGCCCAGUCAGAAAUACAAACACUUCGUGCGGACAAGGCGCGUUUGCAAUCUCGACUAAACUCCCUACAACAAUUAUUUUCUCGGGAAACCAUUCAUGCGGCUAGAGAAAGAGCUGCUGCCACUGCUCAGGAACUCAUGGAAUGGGAACGGAAAAUGUCUGCUUUAUAUGGCGGCGGCAUUGGUAGUCCCCAGAGCCUGCAAGUUCGACAAAAUGAUAACUCUGGCGACAAUGAACACUGUAGCACCCCGAAAGGCGAUACGGCUGGGUUUGCACCUGUUGGGAGCGAGCCGAUUACACCUUCUUGCGACAGAUUUGUGAAUGUAGAGAUCCAGCGGGGGAAGAAAAGGAAGAGGCGGCCGGAUUCUGCGAUUGAGAUUGUGGAAGAAGAGGAGGAGGGUGAGGAUGGUUUUGAGGAUUCUGGAAUCGCGGACAAGUCUUAG
This is a messenger RNA of Histoplasma mississippiense, 2310 nucleotides long. RefSeq lists its product with no specific name. The transcript has 2 exons. Bases 1 to 2310 code for a protein of 769 amino acids. NCBI's taxonomy places the organism in Eukaryota, Fungi, Ascomycota, Eurotiomycetes, Onygenales, Ajellomycetaceae. The record is from RefSeq and is a predicted model, not a curated record.